Pseudogymnoascus verrucosus is the source of this 700-nucleotide messenger RNA. RefSeq lists its product as uncharacterized. NCBI's taxonomy places the organism in Eukaryota, Fungi, Ascomycota, Leotiomycetes, Thelebolales, Thelebolaceae. Gene Ontology annotation, biological process: protein targeting to ER. Bases 247 to 576 code for a protein of 109 amino acids. Gene Ontology annotation, cellular component: signal peptidase complex; endoplasmic reticulum membrane. The record is from RefSeq and is a predicted model, not a curated record. The transcript is spliced from 3 exons.
CUCUUUUACACAGAGCACUCUACUCACUCUAAUAUGAAAUGUUGCCCCACACCCACUCCCUCUCAAACAGUUUCAGAAAGUCGCGCCUGCCACACUCGCGCCAAGACAUGUCACGUGCAAUCCGUGUGAUCGUCCCCAUCCAAAGGCCACCACAUCAACUUGCCUCUCAGCCUCGUUUGUGGCCUUGUUGAUGCAAGGUGCCAACUCUCAUCUCGAACCAAGCUAGCACCAACCAAAACCCAAGCCAUGGCCGACCAGAUCCUCGAGAAGGUUCGCGAUCUUGCGGAGGGCCAGAUUGACUUCGAGGGCCAAAGACUAUCCGAGUUGCUUGCCACAAUCGUGCUGGCUGUAGUGGGGGCUAUCGCGUUUGUUAUUGGAUUCGUUCGCCAAGAUAUCACACUGGCGCUCUACGUUGGUCUCGCCGGCACCGCCCUCGCGUUCGUCCUCGUCGUCCCGCCGUGGCCCUUCUUCAACCGGAACCCCGUUCCGUGGCUACCAGUGGGAGGUGCAAGGGCAGCGGGCUCGCAGCAGGCGGCGGGAGGGAUCGUGGUGGAUGGGAAGCAUGUCACGACUUGAUGGUCUGGGGGAAGUGGGAGGGAGUCAACGGGGUUAUAGGCAGGCAAAAACAACAAAAUAUUUCCACCGCAGCAGCUGCCUUCAUUUUUUGAUAUGUUCUAUGCCUAGUACUGAUUAAACGCCA